AUGGCUCCAGUCACGGCGGUCGAAAAACCCGUGUUCAACUACGAUCUUGACGUGUUCAACCAGAUCAAGUACUACCUUGAGGAGAAAAACCACCAUGGGCUCGCCCUCAUUGCCCGCCAAAAGGGGGUGCCGCCGUUCCUCCGGUUCAAAGUGUGGCCGCUUUUACUUAAAACCCACCCGUUUGUGUUGCUGCCGUUUAUCCAGCCCGACUGCCACCAGGAUGACGACGACGGCGCCUUCGACGUAGACGAGGUCGAGCGCAGCAUCGGCCACGACCUCCGCCGCUACGUGCAACGCUUGCACUACCUGUGCAAGCCCCUGACCACCAUAGACCCCCGCGCCCACCAGAUCAUCCACAUCUUGCACCAGGCCGUCCUCAAGUUCGCCAAAAAAUGGUCCCGCAUCAUCAAGUACGACUCCUCGCUCACCUGGAUUGCCCUCAACCUUGCCGAAUGGCUCCCCCCGGUGGAGAAUACCCCCUGGGUGCUCUGUGGCCGCGACCACAAAACCCCAAACGACCAGGUCGUCACUAACGUCAUCGAUGACUACUCAAACUAUAUCGACCACAUUCCGGGGUUGGCCGAGUUUAUGAACGACCUUGUUGAGGACACCACCCUCAACACUCUUAAUUUCAGCGAGGUCUACGAGCGGCUUGUGCUUGUGCUUCUCCACUGCCCCGAACAGACGCGGCUGCUGACGUCACUGGGGUCGCUGCUGCUGCUGCUGCUGCUGCUGCUGGAUCGGGGUGCGGGAGCUCCGCUGCGACCGGAGCCCGCCGACGAUGAUUUGGAGCCGCGGCUGCGGCUGGUGCUUCCGUUAAAUGGCGGCACCAUCGAAGACCGGGUGGCCUACUUCAUCUACUGUUUCCGCAAACUAUUACCCGAGCUCGCCAACUACUUCUCCGAUGAGCAAAUCCUCACUCGGUUUGGGUCUCAGGACGACGAGUGGUUGAUCUGGUGGCUCAAAUACGCCGGGCUGAAGGUGUGGCUGAAGUUCGACCGGGGCCGCAUCUGGGACUUGUUGCUUGGGUGGCGAUUAGUCAACCCCAAGCGGACGAUGCAGUACUACUUUGAAAAGCUCAACAUUUCGCGGGCGAUGUUGGCGAAGCUUGGCCCCGAUCUCUUCUGGCUGGUGCGUAACGACGACGACGACGGCGGCGACGACGACUCCGACGGAUACACGGCCGACAACCUUCUGAGUACCACCACCACCACCACUGGGUCGCUUAAUCCUCGGGCGAAAAACUCGCUGUUCCGGGACUUGGUGACGGAACUUAAUAACAAGCUCACCAUGGACGAGCUUUAUCUGCUGCUGCCGGGGCUGGCGCUGGCGGCAGGGGAGAAGAAGCUCACCAUUCCCUUCUCGACGUUGGACCCCCAGUUUGAGCUUAUUUUCAUUCUGCUAGCGUUGCUCAAGCUGAAGGAGAAUAUUCUCGUCGAGCUUGAUCAGCACGAGAUCCGCCAGUUUUUAUCGCGGUUGCCGCCGAAAGCGUAUAAAUUCAAGGUGAAGGAGGAGGUGGUCACCACCAGCACCGAGCCGUCGCCGGGGCUGCUGCCGCCGCUGAUUUCGUCGGAGGGGGCGCUGCAUUCGCUGAGUCUGGAGCCCAUGAUCAUCCGCAAUGACUUCCUCAUCACCGACUAUAAGGUCGACUUUAUGGACAACAUCAUCAACGAGGCGGGCGACUUGUGGCGCCAGUGGAUGUGGCGGGAGAUGGUCGACGAUAGAUGA
This is a messenger RNA of Diutina rugosa, 1728 nucleotides long. RefSeq lists its product as uncharacterized. Lineage: Eukaryota; Fungi; Ascomycota; Pichiomycetes; Serinales; Debaryomycetaceae. The record is from RefSeq and is a predicted model, not a curated record. The transcript has a single exon. The coding region runs from base 1 to 1728 and encodes 575 amino acids.